AUGGCUAAAGAGAAAAAAACAGAAAAUACCUCUGUACCGGCUGAGCAUAUGGAUGCAGCUGAUCGGACGGUGCGAUCAGGUAUAGGCAGUGACGAUACAGCAGAGCCAGUUGCAAUGUCGACCUUUCUAAAACAAAAUCGUUUAACAAAAAAUGAGAUUUCCACCGAAUCAGUCAAAAGUCAAGCGGACGUCUUGGGCGCCUUGGCUCGAUGUUCAAUAGGAGGACAAAGAGAAACACACGCUGAAAAUGUUUUAUCUUCCGCUUCUACUGAUAAAUUGUCGAUGUCGUUGGUCAAGGACGGCGCGACCACAAACGCCUUGAAUUUUCCACUCUUUUCAGACACUGGAAGUAUUUCCGAAUCCUCCGAGGAGCCUUGGGUGCAGGAUUUGGAAGAAGUACCGUUCGGUCAUGAUGGCCACUCCGUCCAAAAGCAAGUCGCAGUGAAGGAAUACGAUGUUGAAGCAACGUUUGAAAACAACGGGAGGAACAAUUGUAUGGAAGUGAAUGCCAUUGACAUCGUUGAUGAUGAAAUCUCCACUAGCGCUAGUAGGAUGAAGAUGUCUUCAUCGAGAGUCCCCGUUUUGCGCAUCGAACGUGGUGAUAUGCGCUGGUUGGCCCACGGCUAUAAAGAAAUGUCUCCCUUAUCGAACAAAGUGUACUUUACAUCGCUGGAAGCUAUGGACCGAGUCGUUGAUAGAGAGUCUAUCUCAGGCUUUGGACUAUCUGGUGUUGCCAGCUCAAAACGUGUGAUAUCGGUGUGCAUACCUUGCUACAAUGAGGAUGCGUCUGCCCUGAAGCGAUCGUUGACGUCACUUGCAAAGCAGAACCUUCCGGCCGAUGUGACGAUGGAGAUUCUUGUUGCAAUGGAUGGUGUGGUACAAUUGUCUGACUCUAUGGCGGCAUAUCUAUCGGAGCUGUUUGGAAUCAGCUUCAUAGUUGGGCACGAGAACAAUCCUUUUGAACGUCUUCAAACACCAAACACUGUCGUAGUAGAGCCUAUAUUCGAGGACAAGAACAUGUUUGGUGCGAACCUAGCGCUCUUGAUCAAGAGAAAGAACCUCCGCAAGGUCAAUUCUCAGGAGUGGUGGCUUCGCUCACAUGCUCCAGCCUCUCUCUGUGAGUUUGCAUUUGCCACAGAUUGCGGCAUCACGUUUGAUACAAAUUGUCUACAACUGAUGUUGAAACGUUUCGAUAUCGACCCCAACAUGUCCGGCUUGACCGGUUACCAGCGAGUAAUGUCCGCUAAGAUGCAAGGUGAUGGCAGGUUUGAGAUUUUGACUGACCCUGUAGGAUGUUUCCUGCGCUUGCUACAGAGUUACGAUUUUGAGGUGAGCCAGUCCACAACAAAAUCAUUGUUGGACUCGAUUGGUUUCAUUCCAGUCCUUCCAGGUCCGUGUUCUUUCUUCCGUACAAAACACCUUCAAGGAGUACUAGACGAGUACUUCUCACUGACCACGGAGACUAUAAAGGGGGGUCGUGGAGGUAUUGUUCUUGGGAAUGUCCAACUAGCAGAAGAUCGAUUCCCUCCCGUACUUUUGACAUUUCGUUCCAAAGACAGCUGUAAAGAUGCAGGGCUUGUUCGGCCGAAAACUGGUUUCGAACACGACGCAGUCUUCUACUUUGAAGCAGAAAAACCUUUACGUCAGCUUGUGACUCAGCGACGCAGGUGGAUUAAUGGAGCAUACACGGCUGUUUACUGGGUGCUUUUGGAUUCUUGGAUUCGAAAGGCCGACCACUCCAUUUUUACCAAGCUGGGAGCAAGCUUAAUUCUCUUCAUUGAGUUUGCGCAGGGAGCAUUGGUUCGCACAUGCGUUCCGGCCACUCUGGCGUGCGGACUGAUGUAUAUGUGCACCAUUUUCCCUUCGGUGUAUGCAAACGACGCCGAAAAGGUUCGAGAUAUUUUGGACGGAGGAACUGUUGAGCCUAGCCUCGUGGGUAUCGGGGCAGCUGCUGCUUUCUUCUACCUUUCUCUUUUUGCCGUCUUCAUUUUCUCCCACACACCCCGUGCCAUCCCGGUGACAGAUGAUAAUGGAGAAGUGCACUGGAGGAGCGAUAGCUCCAGCGCAUAUCGCCCCCGCAUAUUCUUUCUUGCCUUUGUUGUCAAUGCAAUUACAAUUGCUGUUUUUGUGUAUGUUGGCGUGGGUGUGUUCAUGAUUGUUGGCUGGCAAGGUACACCAGGAUAUUUUCAAGCGCUUUGUCUACUGAUGGCGCUGCCAUAUUUGGUGGCACUUAUGGAUGGUUUGAUCAACAGUGAACGUCCAAACCUACGGGCCGUCUGGAACAUGUUGAUGCUGUUUCCUAUCUUUCUGAUCAGCUCUGUUUGGUUUUACGUCUGGCUUCCUUGUUACGCCAGUGCACGCAUUUCAGAUCUAUCUUGGGGAAAUCGGGAUUGUAGCGGCCAAUCUUGCAAAAGCAGCGAUGUUGCCAUUUACAGGGCGUACCUUGGGCGUGUUGUCAGUAUUUCUUUGGUUAUCAUCAACACGUUGCUCACGGGGUCGAUUAUUGGAGUGGGUAACUUUGUUGACGGAUUCUUGACCAUUGUUUUAUUCUCCCUUCUCGUGCUUAACAUGAUGCUUCACUUGGGCAACCUCUUGGACAUGCUGGUGAGGCUUUGCUUUACGCGUAUUCCUCGUUGGGUGUGUGGAGAGGCUCCUGUCUAUCUGAAAAAGCAAGAUAACGAAGUGAACAAGAGUGCACCCGCUUCUGAAAUUAGCAGCCACGAUGACGAAAGUGGAGACGGAUCAAUUGCGAGCGAGUCACCGACACCGAUUGGGCCCGGUCGAUGGAGAAUUGACUUUUGA
Messenger RNA from Phaeodactylum tricornutum CCAP 1055/1, 2802 nucleotides. Its product is annotated as transmembrane chitin synthase. The record is from RefSeq and is a predicted model, not a curated record. The coding region runs from base 1 to 2802 and encodes 933 amino acids. Gene Ontology annotation, molecular function: chitin synthase activity. Lineage: Eukaryota; Bacillariophyta; Bacillariophyceae; Surirellales; Neidiaceae. The transcript is spliced from 2 exons. Gene Ontology annotation, cellular component: cell periphery; cell septum.